Funneliformis mosseae is the source of this 186-nucleotide messenger RNA. NCBI's taxonomy places the organism in Eukaryota, Fungi, Glomeromycota, Glomeromycetes, Glomerales, Glomeraceae. The record is from the annotation of a GenBank genome assembly.
AUGUUCUUCAAUUGCAAGAAGAAUAAAUCUGGGUUGCGAGCAAUUAUUUCGAGAGUAAUUCUUCAAUUUCGACGAGAUACUGAGAAUUACAGAGCACCGGCUGUUACUUGCAAUGAUCUACUUUUUUCUCGUCAUGGUGCUUUAUCAAAAUUGUAUUCUUAUGCUUUAAUUCAAAUUAUCAAAUAG